AAAGAGCGGCGAAACAUACAAAUUCCGGAAACUUUGAAAUUAUUUCAUAGCAAGCCACAGUUCUUUAUUUUGACAAUCGUGUGUUAGAUGUGCGCAUGAUACACAUCUGGAUUUGCAGUGGAAUAUAUAGGCCGACAUAGGCGUAUUCGAGCUGUAUGAACUGUAAGAACAGGAGGAGGGGAAGAAUGUCUGCACCAUACAAGUUCCAUGAUGGCCUGCAUCCAACAUGUACACUGCAAACUCAUUUUGAGUUACAGAAGACUGAGUCUUUCUGUGAUGUAACAAUUGUGGUGAAUGAAGAUGAGAUUAGAGCACACAAACUUGUGUUAGCAUCUGUAUCUCCAUAUUUCAGGGCAAUGUUCACUUCUGGGUUUAUUGAAACAACACAGGAUCGAAUUGUAAUGCAUGAAAUGGAGUUCUCUGCUUUGAGAGACAUCAUUGACUUCUUCUACACAGGCAAAAUUGAAGUGACAGAAGAAAAUGUGUAUCUGAUAAUGGAAAUAGCAGAACUUUUGCAAGUGUCGGCCAUACGAAUGGCAUGUUCAAUUUACUUGUUGUCAACGUUGAACACCAGCAAUUGCUUCUCAGCAUAUGUGCAUGCCACUUUAUGCAGUUAUAGUGACAUAGCACACAAAGCAUUUCGUUAUAUACUUCACAACUUCAAAUCUGUGAUGGAGGAGGAGGAGUUCCUUCAUGUGCCACCAGAGACUCUGUUGAACGUUCUUAGUUCAAUGGUACUGGAUGUCUCUAAUGAACACCAGCUUUUGAAGGCAGUAGUGCAGUGGUGUGAACAUGACUGUUCACAGCGAUUUCAUUAUUUGAAACCAUUGGUUUCAAAAAUAAAUCUUCAAGAAGUGCCACUGGACUUAUUAUACAGUUCUAUACAAGAACCACUGUUGGCGCCACAAAUAAGAGAAGCUUUAAGUCAAAUUUUAGAAGAGGAGGAAAAGGAGAAGAGGAGGACCCCAUACAUGUAUGAACUGUUCCCUGUGAAGUCACAAUUGAGAACGAGACACAACGAACAUGAGGUAAUGUUGGCCAUUGGUGGAGAAACAUAUAGAAGCUUCUGUUGUAGGACAUGCGAAUGCCUUACUUUGGGGUAUUGUAGCUGGGAGUUCACUGUACCAGAAGCUCUGUAUUUUACUGGUCCUCAUCAGAAGAACCAGGACAUUCCACCUAUGAGUUAUGGUCAUAUUUGUGCUGCAGUAACUGCCAGAGAUUAUGAAGUAUUCGUUAUUGGUGGGACAGGCCGUUCAACAGUUUUAGAUGAUGUCGAGUGUUAUAGUAUCAAGUCCAAUACGUGGCGUGACCUGGAACCUCUUCCUAUGGCUGUGCAGGGUGCUGGAGCAGCUUUCUUGGACCUGAAGCUUUAUGUGGUGGGAGGCAGGGGCAGAAUCGGCUAUGAGAAUAAAGUAUGGGUAAAAUAUUGUUACUGUUUCGCCCAUAAGGUUUAUAAGGAACAUAAAAAUGAAUGGCAUGAAGCACCUCCAUUGAAUACAUGCAGAGGAUAUCAUGGCGUUGUGGCUGUUUGUGGAGCAGUUUAUGCCAUUGGUGGAGCUUGUGGAGAAGGGAACAGAACAGAUACAUAUUUAAAAUGUAUGGAAAAAUAUGAUCAGGGAAGAAGUCGGUGGUACACUUUGGCACCAAUGCAUGAAACAAGAGCUUCAUUUGGUUGUGUAGCAGUGGGCAAAUUUUCUAUGUCAUGGGAGGAUAUGAUGGCACAUCUUUCCUGAAAUCAGUAGAAAGGUACAACACCCUGACAGACAAAUGGGAUUACAUGACCUCAAUGAGCAUACCUCGAAGUCACUGCAGUGCCACUGUGUAUAAAAAUUGCAUAUACUGUCUGGGUGGACGUGACAGAACAGAAAUCCUUGCCACUGUGGAAAUGUUUGAGCCAGAUGCCAACAGAUGGAACUGGCAGACUUCAAUGAAAAUGGAGAGAAGUGGAGCAGUUGCUGCCACCCUCUUUAUACCUUGUUAUAGUUAAACUUAAUAACGAGGUUGGUGUUUCUCAGGCAAGUUUGCUGCAGCAUAUAGUUCAUGUGAAAUACUAAGAUACAAUUUUAUUCAGCUGUGUGUUUCACUGUUAAAUUGUAAAUAAUUAUUUGCUGGGUUACUGAAAUUAUUAUUUAUUUGUAUGAAAAGUCAGUUCUAACAGUUAGAGCACCAAGCUGUAUAAUAAACACAUAUAGUCUGGGUGGACAUGACAGCAUCCGCUAACUUAAGACUAUUGAGAGUUUAAUCCAAAUGUCAACAGAUAGUACUGUGUGCAUGCAAUGCACAACUUUAUAUAUAAAGUGUUUUAUUUCUGUCCACCCAGCAUGUGAAAUACUCGGAUACAAUUUUAUUUGGCCAUGAGCUUCACUGUACCUUUUCAUCAUCAACAUCAUCGUCAUCAUCAUGUUAUUUACAUAUUGUUUGUGAAAUGUCUUUUUAAAUUUUACAGUGAUGAAUAAUUAUUUCCUCACUUAAUAAAUUCAUUUUGUUACAUUGUAUGAAGUCAGUUAUACCACUUACAGUGAAGGUUACUCAAAAUUUUUUGAUCUUAUGACACAGUUAUGUGUAAUUACGUACUGAAACACUGAAUAAAAUCAGCUUAUAAAGGAGGAAAACUUAAGAUAGUUUUAAUAUCUCCUUCUGUCACAAUACCCUCUCUUGGUCCCUUGUCAUGCACCCAUUCCCCAAAAUGUCCUGAUUUAUUUAUUUCAGCAAAACUUUUAAUUCCAACAGCAAUUCCUGACACAGUGUAAAUAAUAUCUUUGUUUAUAUUAAUGAUAUUUUUCCAUCUUACAACACUUUCCCUUCAUUGUGAAAAUCUGAUAUAUGGUAUCAUAUUUUUUACUAACACAUCCGCCAAUGUGUUUCAUUGUACAGUGUCAUUGUCAAUGUCGUCAUCAUCAUCAGGUUAUAUAUAACUCUAUAUUGUUUGUGGAAUGUCACUCAUAAAUUGUACGGUGAUGUAUAAUUAUAUCCUUACAAUUUAUUUUUUGCAUUGUAUGAAAAGUCAGUUAUACCAUUUACGGGUAAAGACAAAGUUAUUGAACUUAAAACUUUGUUGAUCUUAUGACAAAAUUAUGUGUAGUUAUAUACUGACACCCUCUUAAGAGGAUUUCGAAAAGAACCAAACAAAAUCAGCUUACAGAGGAGGAAAACUGAAGAUAGUUUUAUUAUCUUCAUCUGUCACAAUACCCUCUCUUAGUCCCUUGUCAUGCACUGAUUCCCAAAAAUGUCCUGUUUUAUUUAUUUCAGCAUCUUUUAAUUCCAAUGGCAAAUCUUUGUUUAUAUUCAUUAUAUUAAUAAUUUUUUAUUUGUUUCAUUCUGGUCCGUCACACUAACAAUUAUAAGUACA
Molecule: messenger RNA, 3349 nt
Organism: Cryptotermes secundus
Lineage: Eukaryota; Metazoa; Arthropoda; Insecta; Blattodea; Kalotermitidae
Product: kelch-like protein 2
Exons: 10
Coding region: 156-1733 (525 amino acids)
Molecular function (GO): protein binding
Source: RefSeq, a predicted model, not a curated record